AUGGGUUUUGCUAAUACGUAUUUUGAAUAUGAAACUAAGAUUAUUGCAUGGUUGGGUACACUUCCAUAUGUACAUCAAUUCAUCCAUGAUCCAAUAAGUGGUAGAAUAACAUUUUUCCUGAUCGUUGUUGGUACCAUGGCAUUCAUCAAUGAAUUGUACAUUACCAUUGAAAUGAGUUUCUUGCAAAAGGAAACAUAUGAAGAAUUAGAGAAAGGUCAUAUUGAUGAGAGUUUAAAAUUACACAGGAUGAUUGUUCAAGAUGACUUUCAUAGCAAAGAAUAUAUGGAUGACAAAAGUGGUAUUAUCAUUGAGGAAUUUGAGGAAAGAGAAAAGUUUUUUGCCAAGCCAGUGCAUGUUGCUCAUGUUUAUGUCAUAUGUGAUGUUCUUCAGAAUAACGAAAACGUAUUGACAAAACCAUUCAAGUUCCAUUUAGAAUUUUCACCAGAAGAAUUCGAGAAUGAGAAGAGACAAGAAUUUGGCUGUAAUCUUCGUGUGCUAAGAACCAAACUUUAUCAUUUAUUUAAAGAUACGGAGCUAUAUCAUGAAUUGAACGAGGGCAAUAAGUAUGAUUUCACAGUUUCUCAAAGCAUUAACAUUUACAAUACUGUUGAUGAUUUGUUGCCAACUUCCAUCGAUGAUAUUCAAUUAUGUUUCUUAAAGAUCCAAACAGGUGAUCAAAUAAAAUGUGAAUUUUUACUUGAAAAUUAA
This is a messenger RNA of Vanderwaltozyma polyspora DSM 70294, 708 nucleotides long. It is a transcript of the gene ERG29, whose product is annotated as Erg29p. Lineage: Eukaryota; Fungi; Ascomycota; Saccharomycetes; Saccharomycetales; Saccharomycetaceae. The record is from RefSeq and is a predicted model, not a curated record. The coding region runs from base 1 to 708 and encodes 235 amino acids. The transcript has a single exon.